AUGGCGACCCCGUUCCUUAUCUCCCACGACCCCUCCUCCCCCACCUCCGACUCCGGACUUUCGCUCAAGCAGAUCGCCUACUUCGGCCGCGUACUGAUCAAGGUCUCGAGUCUCGCUCAGGCAGAGCAAUUCCUGCGCCAGAACUUCCGCACGCUCGAUGUCUUCGUCGACGCAACUGAAAUCUCCUCCGCUGGUGAUCUCGUCGAUAUCCUCAACGCUGGUGCCGCCAAGAUCUUGAUCAACUUGGACCAAUUGACCACCCUCUCCGAAGAACAAUCCGUGCCCUCCUCCCGUUUGCUUGUCAACGCCCUGUCAGACUCCGAAUUGGAUACUUUCCAGCAAUGGAUUGCUGCCAAUGCCGAGCGCAGCGAAGCUAGCGUCUGCACUACACCCUCCACCAUCUCCGCCGCCGCCGAGAAAUUGAAGAUUAGCUCGGACUCCCCACGGCUCUUCACAACCUUCGGUACUCAGGCAGUUUCGGAGGAUGCCAUUACACAAGUCACAAAGCAGGGUGCGAUUGCUGUCGUCCCCUCACAGGCAUUGACCGUUGAGCGGGAUGUGGCUGGCCAGAUCUCUGCCGCUAAGCUUAUUGCGUCGACCGCUGUUACUGACCAGGCCAAUGGUCUGUAUGCCACUUCGGUCACUGAUGAGCGGGGAGCCUGUCUGGGCUUUGUUUGGAGCAGUGACGAGAGCAUUGUUGAGGCUUUGCGUACUGGCACCGGUGUUUACCAGAGCCGGAAGCGCGGUCUUUGGUACAAGGGCCAGUCCAGCGGCGAUGUACAGGAGUUGAUCCGCAUUGGCUUCGAUUGUGAUGCCGACUGUUUGGUCUUUGUUGUGAAGCAAAUUGGACGUGGAUUCUGCCACCUUGGUACUGAAACCUGCUUCGGUGCAUCUUCUGGUCUGUCUCGUCUCCAGAAGACUUUGGACGCCCGCAAGGCGGAUGCUCCGGCUGGAUCAUACACCGCGCGUUUAUUCAAUGAGCCCAAGCUCAUCGAUGCUAAGAUCAUGGAGGAGGCUGAUGAGCUGUGCCGUGCGAAGACCAAGGAGGAGGUUGCUUUCGAGGCCGCCGACCUGUUUUACUUUGCCCUGACCAAGUGCACUGCUGCCGGUGUUAGCCUGGAGGAUAUCGAGCGCAACCUUGACUUCAAGAGCUUGAAGGUGAAGCGGAGAAAGGGUGACGCUAAGGGACCUUGGGCUGAGAAGGCUGGUCUGGCCAAGUCCGAGUCAAAGCCUGCCCCUGCCCCUGCGCCCGCACCCGCCCCGGUCGAGGAUCGCACGUCCCGAAUCGAAAUGAAGCGUGUUAUCACUGCCUCUACUACUCCCCAGGUGGUCAGCGAGUAUCUUAAGCGUCCUUCCCAGAAAUCUAACGAAGCCAUUGUCAACCUGGUGAAGCCAAUCAUCCAGGAUGUCCGCGAUGGCGGCGACGCUGCAGUUCUCAAAUACACCCACAAGUUCGAGAAGGCUACAUCACUCACCUCCCCAGUUAUCCACGCGCCAUUCCCCGCUGAGCUCAUGAAGCUGUCCCCCGAUGUCCAGGAGGCAAUUGAUAUCAGCAUUGGAAAUAUCGACCGCUUCCACUCCGCACAGAAGGGAAGCAAUGACGCCCUCCAGAUGGAGACCAUGCCCGGUGUGGUCUGCUCUCGCUUCUCGCGCCCCAUUGAGCGUGUUGGUUUGUACAUCCCCGGUGGUACCGCUGUGCUGCCCUCCACUGCCAUGAUGCUGGGUGUUCCCGCCAUGGUGGCAGGCUGCAACAAGAUCCAUCUCCCCGAAAUCGUCUACGUCGCCCACAAGGUCGGCGCUGAGAGCAUCGUGCUGGCCGGUGGUGCUCAGGCCGUGGCCGCCAUGGCCUACGGUACCGAGAGCAUCACCAAGGUCGACAAGAUUCUUGGUCCCGGCAACCAGUUCGUGACGGCCGCAAAGAUGUUCGUGUCCAAUGAUACCUCCGCAGGCGUCAGCAUCGACAUGCCCGCCGGUCCCAGUGAAGUCCUCGUGAUCGCCGAUAAAACCGCCGUCCCGGCCUUUGUUGCAUCCGAUCUUCUCAGUCAGGCCGAGCACGGCGUCGACUCACAGGUGAUCCUCAUCGCCGUCGACUUGAACGAGGCCGAGCUACGUGCCAUCGAAGACGAGGUCGAUGCCCAGGCCAAGGCCCUGCCCCGUAUGGAUAUCGUCCGCGGCUCCCUCGCGCACUCCAUCACCUUCGUCGUGCGGGACAUCAACGAGGCCAUGGCCCUUAGCAACGACUACGCACCCGAGCACCUGAUCCUGCAGGUUGAGAACGCCGAGUCUCUUGUCAAGGAUGUCAAGAACGCCGGCAGUGUCUUCAUCGGCGCCUGGACUCCCGAGAGUGUUGGCGAUUACUCCGCGGGAGUCAACCACUCGCUGCCUACCUACGGCUACGCCAAGCAGUACUCGGGUGUCAACCUCGGCUCCUUCCUGAAGCACAUCACGAGCUCUAACCUGACCGCCGAUGGCCUGCUCGGUCUCUCCAAGACGGUUGAGACCCUCGCCGCUGUGGAAGGCUUGGAGGCGCACAAGCGUGCCGUCAGCAUUCGUGUUGCCCACAUGAAGAAGAACCAGUCAUAGGUCAGG
Penicillium mononematosum is the source of this 2589-nucleotide messenger RNA. RefSeq names its product histidine biosynthesis protein HIS4. The transcript has 4 exons. Gene Ontology annotation, cellular component: cytoplasm. NCBI's taxonomy places the organism in Eukaryota, Fungi, Ascomycota, Eurotiomycetes, Eurotiales, Aspergillaceae. Bases 1 to 2583 code for a protein of 860 amino acids. Gene Ontology annotation, molecular function: metal ion binding; NAD binding; histidinol dehydrogenase activity. The record is from RefSeq and is a predicted model, not a curated record. Gene Ontology annotation, biological process: L-histidine biosynthetic process.